Molecule: messenger RNA, 728 nt
Organism: Elephantulus edwardii (Cape elephant shrew)
Lineage: Eukaryota; Metazoa; Chordata; Mammalia; Macroscelidea; Macroscelididae
Gene: FKBP11
Product: FK506 binding protein 11, 19 kDa
Exons: 7
Coding region: 112-714 (200 amino acids)
Biological process (GO): protein peptidyl-prolyl isomerization
Molecular function (GO): peptidyl-prolyl cis-trans isomerase activity
Source: RefSeq, a predicted model, not a curated record
CCCCGCCCCGCCCCGUCCAGUCUGGCCUGGGCGCUGGAGGGAACCUGUCCUAGUUGCUGCCGGCCAAGCAGUCCAUCUUGGCCACGCGUGUGCCCUGUCCCGCGUCCAGUCAUGACCUCGCGCCCCUCACUGCUCCUACUGCAGCUGCUGCUGCUCUUGUUCAGUGGAGUGAUGUGUCGCGCUGAGGCUGGGGUUGAAACCGAAAGUCCUGUCCGGACCCUCCAAGUGGAGACCCUGGUGGAACCCCCCGAACCGUGUGCAGAGCCCGCUGCCUAUGGAGAUACACUUCACAUCCACUACACGGGCAGCUUGUUAGAUGGGCGCAUUAUUGAUACCUCUCUGACCCGAGACCCUCUUGUGAUAGAACUUGGCCAAAAGCAGGUGAUACCAGGGCUGGAGCAGAGCCUUCUAGACAUGUGCGUGGGAGAGAAGCGAAGAGCAAUCAUUCCUUCUCACAUGGCCUAUGGAAAACGAGGAUUCCCACCAUCUAUACCAGCGGAUGCAGUGUUGCAGUUUGACGUGGAGCUGAUUGCACUGAUCCGAGCCAACUACUGGCAAAAGCUCAUAAAGGGCAUUUUACCUCUGGUAGGCAUGGCCAUGGUGCCAGCCCUCCUGAGCCUCAUUGGGUAUCACCUGUACAAAAAGGCUAGCAGACCCAAAGUCUCCAAAAAGAAGCUCAAGGAAGAGAAACGAAACAAGAGCAAAAAGAAAUAAACAUAAUAAAUGUU